AUGGAGACUAACUCAGACAUCAACUUUGAUAUAAACGAUUUUAAGCAUGAUCCUCUUCUUUUGACACAGGAAGGGAUUCACAGGUAUUGUCCUGGCGGUCUUCACCCGGUCAGUCUCGGGGAUAGAUUCCAGAAUGGUCGAUACACAGUGCACCAUAAGCUGGGCUUUGGUGAUUCUGCGACAGUGUGGCUUGCAAAGGACACAGGUCGCAAUGGACAUGUUCCUAAAUACCAAUGGAUCGCUUUGAAGAUAUUGGCCGCGCACAUCAAGGAGCGGACGGAGAUUCGAAAUCUGCAAUAUUUGAUGGACAAAUCAGAAGGGGUGCUGUUCACAAGAUGUAUCGUCAAGUUGCUUGACAGCUUUGUGCUCGUGGGUCCGAAUGGGAUACAUCAGUGUUUGGUGCUUGAUCUUGUUGGCCCUUCGUUCGAAUCGAUCCAACAAUCUUAUAUUGACUUCAACAACCACGCCCAUCGUGCCGCGUUCGAUAAUGCUGAGUUCAACAACUUUACUCAUUGUUCUCAUAUCGAAUUUCCUCGUAUAUUUGAAGUUACUAAGCGGCUUUUCAUGGCUUUGAGAUUCAUGCACGGCUUGGGAAUGUGCCACGGAGGUAUAAAUGGAGCAAAUAUUGCGUUCACCUUUCGCAACAGCCUCCGGAAUGCCACCGAAAAAGAAGUCUUUGGUGCUAUGGGAUCACCACACGUUUUCCCACUGGAGCGCUGGGACGGGGUGCCUCUGAGUAAAGGGCUUCCAAAAGAUAUAGUGCAAAGUGCUCAGUGGAAUGGAUAUCUCGACGCAGAUGAAUAUGACAUUCGUCUGAUUGGCUUCGGAAAGAGUUUCGUCCGCGGAGAGGAGCCAGAUAAACUCAAGCAACCAGUCCAUCAGCGAUCUCCCGAGAUCAUCAUGGGGGACAAGCUUGACUGUCGACUUGAUCUGUGGCACACGGGGUGUUUCAUAUAUCAGCUCCUGAUGUAUGAGCCCGCAUUCCCCGGCUUGUCCGACGAUUAUGAAUACAUAAGGAACAUUGUUGGGUUUGUGGAGGACUUACCAGUCGAGUGGGAGGCAAAGCUGGAGGAACUUCGAUUGAUUUCUGACCAGAAUUCUGCACUGGGAAAAGCCCUGGACACAGACAAAGAAAGGACAAAGGUACUAGAAGCUACAGAGACAGAGACCACUGUGCCAGACACUCUAGCACCAGCCGAAGAUAGUCCAGCAGCGGAAGUUUCCCUAGCCAAAGACGGCACAUCAAGCGAAGCCCAGCAUACCAGCACUACUUCACCGCAAAGAAGACUUACAACGUUAGCGUCAGCACGACCUCUAAAGGAAGUUUUCGAAAAGAAAGCCAACAAUCCGAUGUUGGCUCCCUUGUUGCCGAUAAUUGAAGGGUUCCUAAGAUUUCGACCAUCUGAUCGCUUGUCACUCCUUGCGGCAACAGAGUUAGCAGAGUCAGCGUCAUUGCUAGCGCUAGACAAGUACAUCCCCCUAGUAGUUAAUGCAACAGAGGGCGAACAAGAGCUUCCAAGCAGCGAUGUGCCAGCGCGUCUUGAGCUGACUGGGGCACAGGAGGCCCAUCGACAGCCACGACUUGAGGCCCCAGUGGGUGCUUUAAACGUGUCGGGAAACCGUGAACAGCAAUCACGGCCGGCACAGGAUGAAGUUGCAAAUUCACGGGAUGAGGACGGCCCCCAACCGCAAGACCUUUCAGGCAUGUCCCAAAGUCCUGUACAGGUACAACAAGAGACCCCAGUAGGAACGCCCGAGCCGCUUCUCAGUCCUGAACCGCAACAGCCACCGGAGUCGGAACGGUACCAGAGCACCGAGAACGCCCAAUUGGAGACGCAAAUCGGGAUAUCCGAUCCGCUGCUCAGUCAUGAACCGCAGCAGGAAGAGGGGUCGGAAGUUUGUCAAAACGUCGAAAACCCCUCAUUGGAGGCGCAAACAGCGACCUUGGACCUACCAAGUGAGCAUCAUGACCAUCAGCGAGUUUCGCCUGAAAUCUCUAAAGACAUUGAGCAAGAUCAGCUGGAGGCAAUGGAUGGGACACCAGACCAGUUCCACGGACAGGGAGAACAGCAGCCGGGCGUGUCCGAUGUUUGUAAAAGUGCCGACAAAGCCCGGUCAGAGCUGCAAGCAGUGACAUCGGACCUGCUGAGCGAUCAUCAUGAACCCCAGCCAGCCUCGCCAGAAAUCUCUAAGAACCCCGGACAAGAUCAACUGAUAGUGGAUGGAGCACCAGACUUACUCGACAGUCAGAGUGAACAGCAAUCAGAAAUGUCAGAGACUCCCGAAAGUUCCAAUCAGCCACAGCUAGAGCAUGCGGAGGAUUCAGCAGCAUCCUCGGACGACGGUGGAGAACGGACACCCGGAAACCGGAAGAGACUCCGUUCACGUAUAGGAGGGCUGUUGAAUCAGAGCUGGAGGCCAUGGAAGAGCCGUCGGAAGUCUUAG
This is a messenger RNA of Penicillium concentricum, 2445 nucleotides long. RefSeq lists its product as uncharacterized. Gene Ontology annotation, molecular function: ATP binding; protein kinase activity. Bases 1 to 2445 code for a protein of 814 amino acids. Lineage: Eukaryota; Fungi; Ascomycota; Eurotiomycetes; Eurotiales; Aspergillaceae. Gene Ontology annotation, biological process: protein phosphorylation; regulation of mRNA processing; spliceosomal complex assembly. The record is from RefSeq and is a predicted model, not a curated record. The transcript has 4 exons.